Guillardia theta CCMP2712 is the source of this 1372-nucleotide messenger RNA. RefSeq lists its product as hypothetical. The transcript is spliced from 11 exons. NCBI's taxonomy places the organism in Eukaryota, Cryptophyceae, Pyrenomonadales, Geminigeraceae. The coding region runs from base 1 to 1320 and encodes 439 amino acids. The record is from RefSeq and is a predicted model, not a curated record.
AUGAGCUUUUCAAAGUUCUAUGUGAUUGUUCUCACUGCCUUCCUUUUCCUUUCCUCGCUUUCGGAUGCUGCUUGCCCCAAGACCUGCAACUGCGCACCAAUUCCUCAGCAGAAUUUCCCUGGGGAGUGCUGUAAACCCGGAAGUUUGCAGUACAACGACACUGAUGUACCAAGUUUCUGCACAGACAAACCUUUUGAAAGUGGUUACACCAUGAAGAUCGAUGAGAAGGUUCCGGUUCAGAUCAAUCUCGUGGAUUAUUGCACGGACCAAAUAAUCUUCAGCUCCUUCGUUGCUCCUCAGGUUGACCGUUUCAGUGUGGCCAACUUCCCCUGCUCGUUCCAACCUGCAUCGUGCUCUGAAGUUCCGACUGCAGAUCAGGCCUCGUGCCAGGCUGGUGAGAAAGUCUGGACCGAUACCUUGGGCUGCACGUCCCUUGAUGUGCAGAAGCUGCUGAAUUCUCGAAUCUGCAACAGCACCAACUACCCAGGAAAGACGGGAGAUUACGUCUGGGUAGAUGCAAACCCUGGGGAUCGUGUAAUCCUGCCCACUGUCGGGUACUGCAACUGCAACUGGAAGAAGCGUUUCAGCGAGCUCAAUGGAACGGGCUUGACGAAUGUGACGAAGGGAGUUCCGAACGGCUACAUCAAGGAGGGUAUGAGCACGUUCUAUGUUCAAGUGAUGAUAGGAGGGAGAAGCACAUCUGCCAACGACGAUCCCACCUGUCAGUGUGCAAGCCCCUGGGAUGUCUCACCUGAAUGUAUGUGCGCCCUUGGAACAAGAAAAGUUCCAUACAUUUACAACUAUUCGUACCUGCCCUCCCUCACCGCCCUUAUCUCCAUCCAGAACGGCCAACUCAUAUACCAGAACACGUAUGUGCGAUACAACUUCGAGGAGCGGGGAAUAGGUUGUGUUGGCUGUUCCGUCGACUACUGCUGGGGAGUUCCGAUGGCUGGUGUUGACAGCACAGUCAGUGUUGAAGAUCCUACGCAAGAGCCUCCCACCCUCAACUUCCUGUGGAGAAGGAUGGGAUUCGACCUCACACUCUCGUCGUCCAAACAGUGUGCUAUACGGAGGCUCCCUGACCCUAACAAUGCAAAUGCAGCCUACUGCCGGUAUCCAACUGCUGGUACAGAAGUCGACGUCUGCUCAUUGAAAAUCUACAUCGCCUGGAUCGGGACUGACGGAUACGGGCAGCCAUGUCAGAGUAGCAAUGAAAUGUUUUCAAAGUUCACCCAAAUGGGAGUCUCCAACAUCGCGGCACAGAUGUACACUGGCGCCUCAAGUCUGGCGACAAAAGUGGAUCGGAGGGUCACUGGUUAAUUGUCAAACAAUAUUUCGCAAAAUCUGUUCGCUAUAAAAGAGAUGUAAAGCU